ACCGUUGAUUGCCCGCGCCUUUUAGAGGUGGUGUUAUGUGUCUGUCAGAUGUUCUACGGAAACAUGUUUUGUCAAACAUGGAGUUGCAGCAGUACUUAACAGCAUGUUAUUGGGCCGACAAACUUGUUUGUUUAGAAAAAUAUCGUUCAGAAGAUGUAUUACUUUAUGCCAAAGCCCUGUAUUAUAGUCGACAAUAUCAUCGUGCAAUAGCUGUAAUUCAAAAUUGUAAGGAGUUAAAAUGUUAUUACGCUUGCUCAGAAUACAAAAAGGCUCUCGAAUUUCUCGAACAGUCUGAUUGUAAUUCUACCGAUUUCAACUCCAAUGUAACGUCACUGGUCGCUGGUUCUUUAUCUAAACAACUAUGUAUAUCAACAGACUGUCAGAAUGCUGUAAAUGAUGAUUCCACAAAACAAUCGAAUACUGUAUCAGACAGUUUAAUAAGCGGUUUUAGUACAGAACAACUUCAUAGUAGUAUUGCAUUAUUGAAGGGAAAGUUAUAUGAAUUAAUGGAAAACAGAUCUUUGGCAAUGCAAUUUUAUAAAGAAGCUUUACUUCUUGACGUAACAUGUUAUGAAGCCUUCGAAAAACUUGUACACUUUCAAUCAAUUAGCUCAGAAGAAGAAUCUGCUUUACUAACCGAAUUGAACUUCACUGAUCAUCUCAAUCCGUUGAUGAGCAAAUUGACUGAAUUUCUUUACAAAGAUAAAUUAAACAAGAAUUCAGUAUCAGAAACUAAGGUACCUGGUGAAUUUGACUCAUUGACCAAUAAUGUCGACGUUAUUGUUAAUAAAGCUGGACGUAUGUUAGAUGUUUGUCGAUUUCAGGAAUGCUACGACAUUACGUCGAGAUUAAUGCAAUCAGAUCCAUAUAAUCUUGCAUGUUUGCCAAUUCAUAUUUCUGUUUUAAAAGAAUUAGAAAAAGCAAAUGAGUUAUUCAAAGUAUCUCAUAAACUUAUGGAUGUGUAUCCGUCAAGUGCACUUGCCUGGUUUGCGGUGGGUUGUUAUUAUCUGUGCAUUAAGAAGAAUGAACUUGCAAGACGACAUCUUGUAAAGGCUUCACAAUUAGAUAGAAGAUAUGGUCCUAUAUGGCUUACACUUGGGCAUGCAUUUGCUGCUGAUGGUGAACAUGAUCAAGCUAUUGCUUCCUAUUGUACAGCUGCUCAAGUUAUUCGAGGUUCGCAUAUUCCUAUUAUGUAUAUUGGUAUUGAAUACAGUGCUAGCAAUAAUCGCAAUCUAGCUGAACGAUUUCUUAAUCAAGCUUAUUUAAUUAGUCCAAGUGAUCCUUUUGUUUUACAUGAACUGGGUACAUUGGCUUUUGAAUCACAAAAAUAUGUAGACGCUACAAGAUUCCUAGUUCGAGCUUAUGAAAAGGCUUGUGAAUUAAGUGGACAAAUUCCUUCGCCUUUCUGGGAACCUCUUGUUAAUAAUUUAGCACAUUCUUAUAGAAAAAUGGGACUUUACAACCAAGCAAUAGCUAUGCAUGAACUUGCACUUCGCUUAGUGCCUGAGUCUCCAACAACACUUGCGUGUUUGGCAAUGUUGCAUGCAAUCAAUGGUAACCUUGAAGUUGCAGUAGACUAUCUUCACCGGUCUGUUGGGGUCCAACCAUCGAGCUGUGGGUCUACUUCUAGCAAUGUGGCUUCUACAAUGCUGAAUGUAUGUAUUGAAGCGUUAACGGGGAAAGGGAUUUAUGCUUCGAAUCAGAAAGUUGGAAAAGAUAUUCCAGAUACUCUUCCUGAACACCUUAUGACUGCUGCUGGACCAGGAAGUCUUCCAGGAUCCAACCGGAUUCGUUUCAAAAUGGCGCCAAGUGAGACUUUAAAGCCUAACAAAUCGGUGCUUCAGUUGGAUGUUAAUUAUAGAGAAAAAUCUGCUAACGCUCCCAACAUAUCGCUGCACACAAGCGAUGAAGAUGUGUCUAUGGACCUUGGUUAAUUCCUUGGUUUUAUAUAAGUGAUUGCUAUUGUCCACAUAUUCCCUUGUAACUAGAUGUGAAACAAGACUAAGCUUUACACAUGUUUUUUUAUCUGUCAUUAGGGAUUCAAAUUUUCCAAGUAUAACAUCUAUCCUACUCGUCUUUACGAUUGUAUUCACGUAGAUUUGUUUUCUCCCCAUAAUUCAGUUAUAGCUGUCACCCUGAUAAGUGGUCAUCUCUACGUAUAUUAUUUCUUAAACCAAUUGAUACUAUAGCAUAAAUGAUUGCGAGUUGGUUUUUAACCGGAAAACAAAGUCAUGCUGCUGUAUGAUCACAUACUUCAAAUACAUGAAGAGACAAAGUUUACAACUUUCAAGUUAUAAAAAGCAAUCUGAUAAUGAUUGAUUCCAGUUUGGGCGCCCAGA
This is a messenger RNA of Schistosoma margrebowiei, 2339 nucleotides long. The record is from the annotation of a GenBank genome assembly. NCBI's taxonomy places the organism in Eukaryota, Metazoa, Platyhelminthes, Trematoda, Strigeidida, Schistosomatidae.